GUCUGACAUGAAUAUUCUCUCAACAUCUGAGAGACUGCCGUUGUAAGAAAUAACUGCUCAGAAAAGGACCGUUUUAAAAAUAUAAAAUAACGACAGCAUGGGGACUGUGAAGUGGAUUGUGGUCUUUGCCUUGCUGAGUAUUGCCUGUCAGAGUGCUGCUCUUUCAGGUUUGCAUGUGUCCGUGUUCUCUGUUACAUCCAAGAGCAUGGCAGUCCAGUGGACCAAAUACUCCUCAGCCACAUCCUACAAGAUUACAGUCACACCUAAAAACUCACCCUCUCACCCUGCCUUUGCCCAGUUUGGCCCCAAUUCUGUGAUGGGCUCUGUAAACUCUCUGUCCCCCAACACGUUGUACACCGUUAAGGUGGAGGCGAUGGAUGCCUCUCUGAAUGUGCUGAGCCAAGCUCAGGUUGAGAAGAUCACGGCUCCUGAGGUACCCAGCGUCGUCAUGGCAACUUCAAAGCAGAGCGACAGGAUAUCAGUGGAGUUCACGUCGGCGCCCGGCGCCACAUCCUACGUCCUGCGCGCCGAGACCGCGGACGGCUCCUUCUUCUCCGAGACCGACGCGUCUUCUUCCCCCGGCACGGUGACCAACCUCAAGCCCUACACCGACUACAUUCUCAGCGUCCUGUCCGUCAACAGCGGAGGUCGGAGUCAGCCGUCCCUCCCCGCGGAAGCAAAGACAGUGGUUGCUGCCCCUCAUCUGAUCACCAGCUCUCCCAGUAACUCCAGCAUCGUCGUGGUAUGGCAGCCAGUAGCCAACGCCGUCCGCUACACUCUCUCUCUCAUCAUGGAGGGUUCCAACAUCACAGACGUCAACAUCACGAGUCCCAACGUCACCUUCUCGGACCUGGAGGCUGGGAGUGUGUACGCCAUCAAGGCCAACGCCUGGGACUCCAUGAAUAGGCAGGGAGACGAUGCCCACGGCUCCCAGAUCACACGGCCUCCCACUCCUAGCAUCGUUCAGAUGAACGUGUCGAGGAACGAAUACUCAGCGGGUCUGUCCGUGUCCUGGCAUCUCGUCCAGGGGGCGUCCGACUACCUGGUCCUCAGCUCGGAGGGGAUCAACUGUACCUCCGCCGUGGGCACCUGCACCCUCGCCCCCCUGGCGUGUGGCCAGGAACACACUCUCACCGUCACCGCCAGGAACCUGGCUGGUCCCAGCCCUCCCUCCGCGGCUCAGGAGUUCACCUCCUUCCCCUGUCCACCAGAGCCUGUGUGGGUGGAGGAGACACAGGCCGGGAACUGCUCCGUCACGUGGGGCCCCAUGCCCUACGCUGACAAGUACGUGGCCUUCAUCAAGAGAGACGACGGGAUCGAGGAGAGGUGCAACACCACCAACACCACCUGCGACUUCCACUGCCAGUGUGGCUACACCUUCCUGAUGACGGUGUUCGCUUACAACCUGGCAGGAGGCAGCCCACCAGGCACCGUACUCAACUACACCACCCUGCCCUGCUGUCCGGAGGACGUGCGCAUCUCUCUGGUCUCCACGGACACCCUCGAGAUCGAGUGGUCGGCGGCGCGCGGCGCCGAGGUGUACGAGACGCGGGCGGUCGAGGGCUCGAACGUCAUCCUGUGCAACGACACGUCCCCCGUGUGUGCGCUCUCUGACCUCACCUGCGACAGGCCUUACAGCGUCAUGGUCAUCCCCUGCAGCGAGGGGAGAGGUUGCAACUGGGCCUGCGGUACCCACACUAAGGAGACAGCCCCCUGUAUGUCAGACAUCCUGGGGAUCUCACAGGUCACCAACAGCAGUGUCUCUGUCAACUUCACCACACCCAACCGUGCAGCCAACUACACCGUGACUGCAGCGGGGGCCCCCGACACCCACACCUGCCAAUCCAGCGGCACGCCCUGUGUCAUAACCAACCUGCCGUGUGGCUCUGCCUACGACGUCAGCGUCCUAGCAACCACCGCCGUGGGACAGAGCGUCCCUAGCUACGUCGUUACCCUAGAAACAGCGCCGUGUUGCCAGACCCUCAACGUGCACCAGGUGACACAAGCCAUGACAAACGUCACCUGGUCACCAGCCAGGGGAGCCCAGUCCUUCGUUACCGCUCUGACGUCAUCGAAAGGCCACGCCCGCUGUCACACCCAGGACUCGCACUGCCUGAUGGGAUGCAUCACCUGUGGUACCAACUACACCGUCAGCAUGGAGGCCUACAGCCGCACCGGGCACAAGUCUGAGUGCACCUAUCGCGGCUUUUCAUCCAGUGAGCCCUGCUGUCCUUCGGGCGUGAAGCUGUACCAGAUGAGCAACAACACGCUGCGAGUGUACUGGCGUUCCGCGGGCGCCCUCCACAACACCACGGCGGACGUGUACGGCAGUCAGACCAACUACACCUGCAGUCCGGUUGCCGGGGGCAACUCGUGUGACGUUUCCGACAUCUUGUGUGGGGACGUCUACACCGUGGUGGUGGCCCCGCUCACGACGGACGGGACCAUGGUCCCGUUCUGUCCCCAGAGGAUGUACUCAGUUUCCUGUUCAGGAGGCAAUGUUGGAAUGGUCAUGUAUCGCGGAAAAAGAAGUUUGGACUAGUGCACAUUUCCAGUCCUGUACUUUAGGUCUUAGCAGAAGAUAGAAGCUGAUCACAUCCUCCUCAUCUCUAUCCCAUGUCCCUACCCCUACAUCUCUGGAAGAAAGAAGAUAUUUCAACAUAUACGUGGGUUUGAACAACUAAAGUCCUACACUGUUGUUCGACACUAAAACUAGAAAAUAGUGUGCAUGUUGAUAGAGCCAAAUAUUUUUUUUAAAUCAAAAGCUACUAUGGUGUUUUUGGACCAUUGUUAUUAUUUAUAGAACAAUUGAAACAGGCUAUUUUCAAAUACUUUAACGUGAUUUUUUAGUUUUGGUGUUCCAGUCCUCAGUGCAUGUUUGUUGCCCAAAAAUAUCGGUAUGUGUGCCCCAGCUAAACGUAUUUAUUGGUAAUAUAAUAGUUACAAAUGCCCUAGCUCAAAUCUCAGGCAUUUACAAUGAAAGGUGAUCUUACCAUGGAAUCUUAUAAGCACAAUUAUUCUGCCAACAAUGUUUGUGUUAUCUUGAACACAUUAUUAAGUCAAACGGCUUAAGAGGCUGCAUUGUAAAUUGUCAACUUCAGCCUAAUCUCAGGGCCCCAAGAUAUAACAAUGCAUAGAUACACUAUUUUGGUACAUUAUUAUGUCAACUGUCAACAUAUCCCCAUUGCUGUUAUUUUUGUUCCGUCUACCAGUUGACAAACUAUGAAGAAAAAAACCUAUAAAAAAUAUUGGAUGAAUAAAGAAAGGUGCUAUAAAGUAAGUAAGUAAGUAAGUAAGACUAUAUUUAUAUAGCACAUUUCAUACAAUAAUUGCAGCUCAAGGUGCUUUACAUAAAUCAAUAAAAACAAUAAUACAAGUGAUAAACAAUUCAAACAAAAAUAAAAAUCCCAAUAAGAUCUCUGUUCAAGAGAGAAACCAACUUUAAACAUGCAUCUUAAAGUAACAAUAAUAUAAUUAAUAAAAGUAGGAAAACGAUUGUCUGUGUCUAAUACAAGACAAGAAGACUGUGUGCGCCAACUUUUAACUUUAAUUUGAUGUCAUGAAAAUCCUGGUGUUGUGAUGUUAGCCCCCUAAGCUUUCCAGAAUAAAAAAUGCAGUUCCUGAAACAUCUGGCCCGCUGUUACUUAAGAAUUUGACAUUUUUC
Osmerus eperlanus (European smelt) is the source of this 3664-nucleotide messenger RNA. Its product is annotated as fibronectin type III domain-containing protein 7-like. Gene Ontology annotation, molecular function: protein binding. NCBI's taxonomy places the organism in Eukaryota, Metazoa, Chordata, Actinopteri, Osmeriformes, Osmeridae. The record is from RefSeq and is a predicted model, not a curated record.